Messenger RNA from Syzygium oleosum, 1773 nucleotides. RefSeq names its product cytochrome P450 98A2-like. The transcript has 3 exons. The record is from RefSeq and is a predicted model, not a curated record. Gene Ontology annotation, molecular function: oxidoreductase activity, acting on paired donors, with incorporation or reduction of molecular oxygen; iron ion binding; heme binding. Bases 28 to 1554 code for a protein of 508 amino acids. NCBI's taxonomy places the organism in Eukaryota, Viridiplantae, Streptophyta, Magnoliopsida, Myrtales, Myrtaceae.
CAAACCUCUCUCUCUCUUUCUCUCUGCAUGGCUGUUCUUAUUUUGCUAUUCACCUUCACUUUAUUAUACCUCUCUUACAAAUUAUACAAACGCCUCACGCUAAACCUCCCGCCGGGCCCGCGACCAUGGCCCGUCGUCGGAAACCUCUACAGCGUUAAGCCAGUGCGCUUCCGUUGCUUCUCCGAGUGGUCGCGAGCUUACGGGCCCAUAAUCUCGGUUUGGUUCGGGUCGACGCUGAACGUCGUCGUCUCGAGCGCUGAGUUGGCGAGGCAAGUGCUUAAGGAGAACGAUCAGCAUUUAGCGAAUAGGCACCGGAGCAGAUCGGCCGCAAAGUUCAGCAGAGAUGGGAAGGACCUUAUUUGGGCCGAUUACGGGCCUCAUUACGUUAAGGUCCGACGGCUUUGCACGCUCGAGCUGUUCUCGCCGAAGCGGCUCGAGGGCCUUCGGCCCAUUAGGGAAGAUGAGGUCACUGCCAUGGUUGAGUCUCUUUACAGAGACAGCAUUAGUCCUGAUAAUAAAGGGAAGGGCUUGAUGGUGAAGAAGUACUUGGGGGCUGUGGCAUUCAACAACAUCACAAGGAUAGUGUUCGGGAAGAGGUUUGUGAAUGGCGAGGGAGUGAUGGACGAGCAAGGACAAGAGUUCAAGGCCAUCGUGGCCAAUGGUUUGAAGCUCGGGGCAUCCCUCGCGAUGGCCGAGCACGUCCCGUGGCUCCGCUGGCUCUUCCCGCUGGAGGAGGAGGCGUUCGCCAAGCACUGCGCGCGGCGCGACCGCCUCACCCGGGUCAUCAUGGAGGAGAACGUGCUCGCGCGCCAAAAGCCCGGUGGAGCCAGGCAGCACUUUGUGGAUGCGUUACUUACACUCCAAGGAAGUUAUGACCUGAGCGAGGACAACAUUAUAGGCCUCCUUUGGGACAUGAUCACUGGCGGCAUGGACACCACGGCAAUAUCGGUCGAGUGGGCCAUGGCCGAGCUCGUCAGGAACCCGAGAGCCCAGCAAAAGGCCCAGGAAGAAUUGGACCGGGUGAUCGGACCUGCCCGUGUCAUGACGGAAUCCGACAUCCCGAACCUCCCGUAUCUUCAUUGCGUCGCCAAAGAGGCCCUCCGGCUACACCCGCCGACGCCGCUGAUGCUGCCCCACCGGGCAAACGCCGAUGUGAAGAUCGGCGGCUACGACAUUCCGAAGGGCUCGAACGUGCACGUAAACGUGUGGGCCAUAGCCCGCGACCCGACCAUUUGGGAAAGGCCGCUGGAGUUCUGGCCGGAGAGGUUCAUGGAGGAGGAUGUGGACAUGAAGGGCCACGACUUUCGGCUUUUACCAUUCGGAGCGGGGAGACGGGUUUGCCCCGGAGCUCAAUUAGGAAUAAGCAUGGUGAUGUCGAUGUUGGGCCACCUCCUACACCACUUCUCGUGGGCUCCAGCUGUCGGGGUGAGGCCCGAGGAGAUCGACACGGGCGAGAAUCCGGGAUUGGUUGCGUUCAUGAGGACUCCUCUUGAAGCAGUUCCUUCUCCAAGGUUGGCUGCAGAGUUGUACAAGCGUGUACCUGUGGAUAUAUAAACUUCACUUCUAUUUUCUUUUUUGGGUAAAUUUUGCCUCUCUUUUGUCUUUUUCCGUGGUUUGUUAUGUAAUCUGUAAGUCUAUUAUGUUCAAGCUUGCUUUGGCUUGGUGAAUUUCAAAGUCCUUUGCGCUUGACAUGAUAAAAGGUUGGUUCAAACUAUGCCUGCCUGGGCUCCGCCUAGAAGGUUCCUCACAUGAAAUCAUGUUGUUUGUCAAGAA